Molecule: messenger RNA, 1360 nt
Organism: Hordeum vulgare subsp. vulgare (domesticated barley)
Lineage: Eukaryota; Viridiplantae; Streptophyta; Magnoliopsida; Poales; Poaceae
Product: F-box/LRR-repeat protein At3g48880-like
Exons: 1
Coding region: 342-1223 (293 amino acids)
Molecular function (GO): protein binding
Source: RefSeq, a predicted model, not a curated record
AAAUUCUACCAUUGAUCUAUACUGCUCCCAUCCAUUUGGCAAUGAAAUCACGAGCGGUAUAGUUUGCACCGCUUGACUCCGUCCUCCAGUAUACAAAUCGUGAGGUCAUUCUAAGAAGUAAAAGUUUCAGCCCAUGAGCGUGUCUUGGUAUCCAAAGAGGUCCUUGGCGGCCGAGCCUUUAUAAAAGACCUCUCCUCUUCCUAUCAUUCUCAAAUCAAAUCUCACCCCACGCCUAAAUGCACAACUUAGUACUCCUGCUACUGUACUACGGAGUACAGUAUUAAAACACCACCCGCGCCAUCAAUCUCUCUCGCGCACACCGCACCAGAGCUCGCUCGGCCAUGGACGGCGAGGAGCACGCGGACGCGGGCGGCACGAUCGGGCCGGCGUGGGGCGAGAUGGACACGGACUGCCUGGUGCACGUCUUCUGCCGGCUGGCGCUGGAGGACGUGGCGGCCGCGGCGCCGCUCGUGUGCCGCGGCUGGCGCCGCGCCGCGGCCGACCCGUCCCUGUGGCGCGCGCUCGACCUGCGCCGCGACCACGUCGCGCGCUUCAUGCCCUGGGGCGCGCUCGCCGCCGCCUUCGCGCGCCGCUACGCCGUCGCCCGCUUCGCCUUCGCGGGCUUCCUCGCGCUCUGCCUCGCCCGCGGGGGCGGCUCCGUGUCCGACCUCGCGCUCCCGCCGCUCCUCUCCUCGCCGCCCGCCGAGCUCGACCGCGUCGCCGCCGCCUGCCCGAGGCUGCGCCGGCUCGCGCUCCCGCCGCUGCUCUCCCCCGCCGACGAGGCGCGCCUGCCGGACCUCGUCCCGCGGUGGCCCCUCCUCCAGCGCCUCGAGCUCGAGUCCAAGCCCUCGUCCUUCCCGGCCGUCGCCGCGCAGCUCGCGCUGCACUGCCCGGACUUCUCCGGCCUCAGGACCUCCGGGGCCAUCAAGCCGGAGGACGCCGCGGCCAUGGCGGCGUCGCUGCCCAGGCUUCGGUCGCUGUGCCUCGACUCGUCCUACCUGCCCAAGCAGGAGCUGCUCGCCAUUCUCGCCGGCUGCAGGCAGCUCGAGGAAUUCAGCGCCAGGAACUGUGUCGGGUUCAACGAGAAGGACGAGGAGGUGGUCCGACGGGGCGCCAGGAUCGAGCGGUUCGACAUCGGAGGGUCCAGAUUCGUCGACGAGCUUGACGACGAGAUGAUGGCCGACGACGAAUUGUGCGGCUCUGCCUACGUCGACGUCAUGUGAUCUUCUCCUUUAAGACUUGAUGGAUGUAGUCUCAUCUUGGUGUACCGGCCGUGUAUGUGUAGCAAACAACUUGAUGCGUAUUUGUAACGCUUGGUAUUUUAUUUUUGAAGAGAAAAAUAAUUACCUAGUACUCCGUA